AAAGUCAUCAUGAAUCGUUGCCAUCAUCAUCAUCUUUUUUCUAUACGAAAAAUUCAUUAUUUUUUCAUCUAAUAAUAUUCAUACUAAGUAUUUGUAUUGGAUUUUUUGGCUUCUCAUUUUUUAUCAUCAAUCCAAAUACUAGACAAUCAACGUUUAUACCAUUCGAUUCGAAUCAGACAUUUCCAGUCUAUGAUAUAUUUCCAUCUUCGUAUUCGAACAAUCCAUAUUGGAGUAGUCUGAUUCCAGGUCAUUAUUUUGCCUUACGAUCUUCAAGACCCAAUUCAACAUUGGUUAGUUUAAUGUGGUUUCGACAGAAACUCAGCCAAAAUGAUGGUGGUCUACCCAUACGACAUCUUUGUCGACAAGAUGAUAAACUAAAUACAUAUUAUUGGAAUUAUAAUGAUUUACAUAGUUUUGGUCAUCAAACUUUAAUCGAUAACAAUCUACAUAUAAAUACUAGUUUUAUUCGAUUGAAUGAUGCUAUUGUUUCACGAAUAACAAUCAUCGAUGCAUUUCGAACCAAAGAAUUGAAUUCAAUUAUUCUAUAUGUGGCUGCCGAAAACAGCAACGACGACAAUCUAACUUUGUUUCAAGAUGAUCAUAAUCGUAUAUGGAUUAAAGUUCAGAGCAUUCAAUCGGAAAAUUAUCAUCUAAAUUUUCGUAUAAAUAAAGGUGAUCAAAUUCUACAAAGUUUUCUAACAACAAAUUCUUCAUUAGAUCGUUUGGAACAAACAGUAAAAUCACAUUUAUUUUUCUACAAACAUGAUGGCCAUACACUAUUUGUUAUAUCAAAUUCUGAACAGGAAAAUACUAUGUAUCGAUCCAAUUUCAUAGCAUAUCAAGUAAUUUUCAAUCAAUCAAUCGAAAUUGACAUAUCAAUGUUUUUCAAUGAUACAACUGAAAGCCUGAUGUCCAUCGAUGAUUUUGAUUAUGAUAAUGAAAUGAAUAAACAUCAACAAAAGUUCCAAGUUGAUUUUAAUCAAAAAUUUCAUUUUGGUCAUCAAAUUUCAGCGGAAAAAAUUCACUUUGCUCGUACAAUAUUGAGUAAUGCAAUCGGCAGUAUUGGCUAUUAUUAUGGAUAUUCAUUGGUCGAUUCGGAACAAUUUCCAAUAGCUCAACCAUAUGGACCGAUUCAAUUGUUGGCUGUUGCACCAUCUAGAUCGGUAUUUCCACGUGGAUUUCUGUGGGAUGAAGGAUUUCAACAAUUAUUGAUUAGCCGUUGGGAUCCAAAACUUUCAAUGGCCAUCAUAAAAAGCUGGUUUUCAUUGAUGAAUGAAAAUGGAUGGAUACCACGUGAAGUGAUACUUGGUGAUGAGGCCAUAUCACGUGUGCCAAAUGAAUAUCUUGUUCAACAUUCUUCCAAUGCAAAUCCACCAUCAUUACUUCUUUCCAUUGAAUCAUUAAUCGAUAGACAACAAUUUGAUCGUGAAUGGCUUAAAGAAAUUUAUCCACGAUUAUUUCGUUGGUAUCAAUGGUUCAAUACCACACAGACUGGUUCUCAAAAAUUUCCAUUUACAUUCCGAUGGCGUGGUCGUAAUUCGACAACAAAAUUGGAACUUAAUCCAAAAACAUUGGCUUCCGGUCUAGAUGAUUAUCCACGUGCUACACAUCCUAAUGAUGAUGAAAUUCAUAUUGAUCUUCGUUGUUGGAUGGCAUUAGCAUCGCGAUUAAUGUCGAAAAUUAGUAAAGUUCUUGAAAUCGAUGAUAAAUUUGAAGAAUAUUAUCGAAUUCUUAGUGAUAAUAAUUUACUUGAACAAUUACAUUGGUCGGAUAAAUAUCAAAUGUUUUGUGAUAAAGGAUUACAUUCGACAAAUAUUAGUCUUAAAAAAAUUCAUAGUGGUAAUAAUGAUGAUGAUCGUUCUUCGUGGGUCUUCGAACGACAAGUACUUACACCACCUCAUUAUGAAUGUGUUGAUGAAUUUGGUUACAUAAGUCUUUUUCCAUUCAUUAUGACAUUGCUUCGUCCAGAUAAUUCAAAAUUGGAAACAAUUCUAACAAAUAUAGAGAAUCCAGAAAUUCUUUGGACACCAUAUGGACUUCGUUCAUUAUCACAAAAAAGUUCAUAUUAUAAAAAAUAUAACACUGAACAUGAUCCACCAUAUUGGCGUGGAUCAAUAUGGAUCAAUAUGAAUUAUCUAGUGUUGAAAGCAUUGAAUCAUUAUUCAAAAAUAUCUGGACCAUAUCAAACACAAGCAAGACAAAUACAUUCACGUUUGAAAGCUAAUCUAGUCCAAGCUAUUCAUACGGAAUUUAUUCGUACCGGUUAUGUUUGGGAACAAUAUCAAGAUGAUAAUGGCCAUGGACGUGGUGCACAUCCAUUCACCGGUUGGACAUCAUUAAUUGUAUUGAUUAUGGCCGAUGAUUGAUGAUCUCAAAUUUCCCGCCCUCUUUUAAAAUUUUUCCUCUGUCAACAAAAAAAUGUCUUCUGCAAUUCUGUUUUGUAUAUUAAAAUUGAAAAAAAAAUUUUAUUAAUAAAAUAAAAAAUCAUUGAUUUUUGAUCGUUUCAA
Molecule: messenger RNA, 2507 nt
Organism: Dermatophagoides farinae (American house dust mite)
Lineage: Eukaryota; Metazoa; Arthropoda; Arachnida; Sarcoptiformes; Pyroglyphidae
Gene: GCS1
Product: mannosyl-oligosaccharide glucosidase
Biological process (GO): oligosaccharide metabolic process; protein N-linked glycosylation
Cellular component (GO): endoplasmic reticulum membrane
Molecular function (GO): Glc3Man9GlcNAc2 oligosaccharide glucosidase activity
Source: RefSeq, a predicted model, not a curated record